Molecule: messenger RNA, 902 nt
Organism: Diorhabda carinulata
Lineage: Eukaryota; Metazoa; Arthropoda; Insecta; Coleoptera; Chrysomelidae
Product: metaxin-2-like
Exons: 4
Coding region: 71-850 (259 amino acids)
Biological process (GO): mitochondrion organization
Cellular component (GO): SAM complex
Source: RefSeq, a predicted model, not a curated record
UAUCAGCUUAUUUUUAUGAUUGACAGAUAUAAUUAAAUUUAGUUAUCUAAAUAUUAAUAACAAACUAACAAUGACUUUAAUAGAUAGAAUUUCGCUUGAACUUGGAGCUCAAGAACCUUGGCCUAAAGAUGUUAAACUAUUCCAACCCUACGAAGUCGAACAAAUCUUAUUACCUGAUAAUGCGAAUUGUUUAGCGAUACAGGCAUAUCUAAAAAUGUGCCAAUUGGAUUAUAAUGUUGAACCUAGACCAAACGCCGAAGCGAUGUCUCCUACAUUAAAAGUGCCUUUUAUAAAAGCAGGAAGAUUCGUUAUAUCCGAAGUGGAAGGCAUUGUUCAAUUUAUCAACGGAAAAGGUAUAACCCUAACGGAAAAUUUAGAUAGUGAAGAAAAGUCCAAUAUGAGAGCUUACAUGUCUCUUAUACACAACGUCCUUGAAAUGGCAGAGUUGUAUAUAUGUUGGGUAGAUAACGAAACUUAUAACGAGGUAACUAGUGUUAGAAACGGUUCUGUAUAUCCAUGGCCGUUAAAUCAUAUUCAAAAUAGAAAAAAAAGAUCACAGGUUGUAAAGAAACUUAAUACUCUUGGUUGGUAUAAUAAAAAAUUGGAAGAAGUAUAUUCUGAGGUUGAAACUUGUUGUGAAUCUUUACAGACUCGUUUAGACGGAAAACCCUUCUUCUUUCAAUAUGGACCUACUGAAUUAGAUGCUUUAGUAUUCGGACAUCUAUUCACCAUUCUCACAACUCCUCUACCGAGGAGUGAUUUAGCUAAUAUCAUCAGAAAUUAUCCUUCUCUUAUUGAUUUAGUUAAACGUAUUGAAAAGGAUUAUUUUAAAAAAGAAAUAAAGUCUUAAAAUGUAAUAUCAUCAUUCAGGAUCAUUUAUUAAAUAUUUUUUGUUGUUUAAA